AUGGCUCUGAAGCGCAUCAACAAGGAGCUCGCUGACCUCGGCCGCGACCCUCCCUCGUCAUGCUCCGCCGGUCCAGUUGGUGAAGAUUUGUUUCACUGGCAAGCGACGAUCAUGGGCCCUGGCGACUCACCUUACUCUGGCGGCGUCUUCUUCCUCGCCAUCCACUUCCCCACCGACUACCCCUUCAAGCCUCCCAAGGUCAACUUCACCACCAGAAUCUACCACCCCAACAUCAACUCCAACGGCAGCAUCUGCCUCGACAUUCUGCGUGAUCAGUGGAGUCCCGCGCUGACCAUCAGCAAAGUACUCCUCUCCAUCUGCUCUAUGCUGACGGACCCCAACCCCGAUGACCCGCUCGUCCCGGAGAUUGCCCACGUGUACAAGACAGACCGUCCGCGAUACGAGGCGACAGCCCGGGAGUGGACUCGCAAGUAUGCCAUCUGA
This is a messenger RNA of Emericellopsis atlantica, 444 nucleotides long. RefSeq names its product ubiquitin-conjugating enzyme/RWD-like protein. Bases 1 to 444 code for a protein of 147 amino acids. Gene Ontology annotation, cellular component: nucleus. Gene Ontology annotation, biological process: protein polyubiquitination; ubiquitin-dependent protein catabolic process. The transcript is spliced from 4 exons. The record is from RefSeq and is a predicted model, not a curated record. Gene Ontology annotation, molecular function: ubiquitin conjugating enzyme activity. NCBI's taxonomy places the organism in Eukaryota, Fungi, Ascomycota, Sordariomycetes, Hypocreales, Bionectriaceae.